CUUUGUCGCGACGGCGCUUAUCACUUCCAUCCAUCACCGACAGACACCACAGGCCUCUCCUGACAUGGGCCGACUAGAUCACAAAGUAUCCAUCGUCACCGGCGCAGGAUCAGGCAUCGGACUCGAGUCGUGUCUGAUCUUCGCCCAAGAGGGUUCCGCCAUCGUUGCAGCAGACAUCAACGAGUCAGCAGCACAGUCAUGUGUCGAUCUCAUCAAGGAGCGUGUGCCUGAUGCCAGAGCGAUCUCGUUCAAGGCGGAUGUAGGCAAGGAAGCCGAUCUGAAAGCCUGUGUUGCCAAAACCGUAGAGACGUUUGGUCGGCUCGAUGUCAUCUUCAACAAUGCCGGCAUCAUGCAUCCCCAGGACGACGGCGCGCUGAACACAGAGGAGAGGAUCUGGGAUCUCACGAUGCAGAUCAACCUCAAGGGCGUCUGGUGGGGCUGCAAGUACGCCAUCGAACAGAUGCGCAAGAACCCAACAGACGAAAGCAAGGGCCUCCGAACGGGCGGCAGUAUCAUCAACGUUGCCUCUUUUGUCGCUAUCCUCGGUGCUGCCACCCCCCAAUUAGCCUAUACCGCAUCAAAGGGAGGCGUACUCGCCAUGACGCGUGAGCUCGCCAUGGUUCACGCCAAAGAAGGCAUUCGCGUCAACGCUCUGUGCCCAGGGCCACUGAAAACACCACUGCUGAUGGAUUUCCUCAACACGCCCGAGAAGAGGGAUAGAAGGAUGAUUCACAUUCCCAUGGGCAGAUUCGGCGAAGCGAUCGAGCAAGCCAAGGCGGCCCUCUUCCUCGCAUCGGACGAUAGCAGCUACAUCACCGGCACGGAUUUCAAAGUAGACGGAGGGAUCUCAUCGUGCUAUGUCACUCCACUCGGAGAGCCAGUCAAUCCACCACCGGCGAACCAGACCACUCGUCCAUAGAUCUGCAAACGAAUGCAUACUCGAGCGACUGCAAUGCUACAUCAACACACUCUCUACAAUUCUUGCGUGGUACGCAUGUCGGCCGGCGCACGUACGCCAAUGGUCCUGCACAGGGAUCAGUUCACAGCCGCUUGUAUGAUGUGACCAGACUGACCAGCCAAUGUCUCUGACGAAAUCC
Mixia osmundae IAM 14324 is the source of this 1097-nucleotide messenger RNA. RefSeq lists its product as uncharacterized. Lineage: Eukaryota; Fungi; Basidiomycota; Mixiomycetes; Mixiales; Mixiaceae. Bases 65 to 919 code for a protein of 284 amino acids. The record is from RefSeq and is a predicted model, not a curated record. Gene Ontology annotation, molecular function: oxidoreductase activity, acting on the CH-OH group of donors, NAD or NADP as acceptor. The transcript is spliced from 8 exons.